Messenger RNA from Hibiscus syriacus, 1956 nucleotides. RefSeq names its product NAC domain-containing protein 62-like. Gene Ontology annotation, molecular function: DNA binding. Gene Ontology annotation, biological process: regulation of DNA-templated transcription. The transcript has 4 exons. The record is from RefSeq and is a predicted model, not a curated record. Lineage: Eukaryota; Viridiplantae; Streptophyta; Magnoliopsida; Malvales; Malvaceae. The coding region runs from base 68 to 1507 and encodes 479 amino acids.
UGAAUCUUGUAUUCUUCCUGUUGUUCCAAAAAUCUUUGUUUCCUUUCAAAUUUGUUGUGUUUUUAGCAUGGGUGUUCUCUCAGUGAAUUCACUCCCCAUCGGAUUCCGAUUUCGACCGACGGACGAGGAAUUGAUCGACUUUUACUUACGGUCUAAGAUAAACGGAAAUAAAAACGAUGAGAUCCAAGCAAUUCGUGAAAUCGAUGUUUGCAAGUGCGAGCCAUGGGAUUUGCCUCACUUAUCUGCUGUAAGGACCCAAGACCCAGAGUGGUUUUUCUUUUGCCCGAUUGACCGGAAGUACCCGAUCGGAAACCGGCUCAACAGGGCUACGGAGGCCGGUUACUGGAAAGCAACGGGUAAGGACCGGAAGAUUAAGUCUGGGCCUAAUUUGAUCGGCAUGAAGAAGACUCUGGUGUUUUAUAACGGCAGGUCUCCUCGGGGAAAACGAACCAAUUGGGUCAUGCAUGAGUAUCGCACUACACUGCAUGAGCUCGACGGCACCAAUCCUGGACAGAAUGCAUUUGUAAUUUGUCGUCUAUUCAAGAAAAAAGAUGAGUCCAUUGAAGAUUUCAACGGCGAUGGAGUUGAUCCGGCUGUGUCGUCUCCUACCGAAGACAUGCUAUCGGUGUUAGAAGUGCCUCGAGAGUCUCCUGCAGUAGAAGGGGAAGCCGAAAAAGUAUCCGAUGCCACCGAAACUCGUCUUUUCGGUUUGCCCGGUGAAAUGGUUUCUAAAACCGUCGAACCUAAACUCGAGUGCAACCGGGAUGGCUAUGAAGCUUAUGAUGAAAUGGAUCAAGUGGCAGAUAUAACCCCUGCAGAGGCGGGUUUACUUGAAGAAGCUUUGAAUCAUUUUUAUGAUCCAAUUGGAGAACCACUAUUCUCUCCAUUGCACAACCAGAUUGAAGCAGAGCAGGCAUUUUGGAUGUUUGAUCAUGUCGGAAACUGUCUCGGUGGGGUGGAGUUUGAGCACGGCACUAAUGAACACAAUACAGAUAUUUCGAACUUCUUGGAAUCCAUAAUGAAUGAUUUGGAUGAUUCAGAAUGUAAGACACCUAAGGCCAUGAGCUUUGGUAUGGAUGGCAGAUCAUGCGGUGAAUCAGUUGGUGAAGUAGCCGAAGUGCUGCUAGAGACAGACAAGAUCAACAUGGGGGCUCCAAUAGGGAGCAUACAAGGUUGCGCAAAUCCGAUUUGCAUGCAGGAUGUCAACUUUUCCAGCAUAGUGCCAUUCUAUAACGCUAUAAAUAGUGAUGGAGAAUUCAGCAAUCAUACAAAUACAUCUUGUAAUGCUGAUAGCUCUGUCACUGGAAUCAGGAUUAGGCCCCGCCCUUCUCGAAGUCAUCCAGACAACGAAAACUCAAUGAUACAGACAAAUGCACCACGAAGAAUGCGUCUGCAGUGUAACAUUCAGGUCCGCUUGGUUCAUUACAACGAUGCAAUAAGUGACUGGAGUAGUGGAGUGAAAGAAGAUUAUUCGAAAUCAGUCGUUACAAAGGUGAGAAGUUUGUGAUUGAUGCUUGUAUAGAAACUCACUGUCGAAUCCAGAUAUGUAUCGGACCUUAUAAAGUUGUCUCUGCAGGGGGUAGAAGUAGCGGAAAACGGUAUCAUUGUUGGCUGUGACUCUGAUCGUGGCACCAUCAACGAAUCCCGGGAAACACCCCCUACCGUUUUAUUGUCCAAGACCGUUAUUUCAGUUCAUGAAGAGACUUCAUCUCGGUGGUCGAAGUUUUCAGCCCGCGGCUCACGUAAGCCAUUAACUGUUGUUUUCCGGGUGGCUGUGCUGUUAAUCUUGUUUGUAGGUUUGAUUAGCCCAUCAAAUGCUCGUAACUCAAUGAUACUUUCGUUGUGUAUAUAGUUCACUCGUUUCCUUUUGAGGCCAUCUUCUAGUUAAAAACUAUGGCAUUGAUUUUGAAUGCUAACAUGUUAUGUAUAUGAUAAUAUUAUAUCCAUUUAGUUAUU